GUUGGUGGUUCCUCGUCCCCAAGCCCGACAUAGCGUAGGAUUGUCGCAGGCAGGAGCCUCUUCCUGCACGCUGAGUUUCGCGCAUCCACGAAGUUGCUCCAUUCUGUCGCAUACCAUCCUGCACGCAUUUUCUUGGGUGGCAAUCUAAACCUGCUCAUCCACGUCGUUAUCAUCUUAUAGAGUAGUCAGUGCCGAGACGUACAGCUAUGACAACUUACGACCCUCGAAAAGGCGAGAGAUCUACUCAGAUGCGUACAGCAAGACAAGAUGUUGACAUGGUUGACGCACCGCCAAGAGAGUCACCUUGGCCCCCACGGCUUCGACCGCGAAAACUUGAAUACAGACAUGGAAGCGUAGAGACAACACAGGAUGUUUGUAAGAACGACAACCAUGUUCAAACUAUGGAGAUGUACGACCACAGCCAUACGUCCCACGCUACAUGCGAAACCACACAAAUUUGGCAGUCUGUGCAUACAAGGCAGGAUCCGCACGCGUCGGUAAUCUCGGCAAACGGCACACCGAAUCGAUUCGCGCGAGACCAUGGAGACGACGACGAUCAUCACAGGUACAAACGUGAGCAAGAUCGCACAAGGAAUGUGGAAGACAGGUCGAUAGCCUUGCAAGAGUCGCAUCAAUUGUUUGAGAUCCAUCCGGCGGCUGCGACUGAAUGGAGGGCAAAGGCAGAGAAAGAUUUCGCUGAAAGGAAUUCUCAUCUAGAUGCUCAUACACAGAGCACCAGUCAGAUACACAAGUUGUUGGAGGAUGAGCUGCAAAAUAAAGCGAAAGACUUGGCAAGCGUCCUUGAGCAAACGAAGCUCAAGGAAAAGCAGCUGGACAACGAGAGAGAGCAGUGGAUAGCCGAAAAGCAGCAGCAAGAGUCUGAUAGACAACAGUGGGAGUUUGAAAGGCAAGAGUGGAAGUCAAAAGAGAAUCAGUACGCCGCCGAUAUAAGAGACUUGACGUUUCAAUGGAAGAAAGCGGCAAAACAGCUCAAUGGGCUGAUAGCCCAAGGUCAAGGCCAUCACCAAGUCACUGACAAUUACCUCUGUGGUUUGAUCACACAGCUGAGGUACAAGAUCCGAGAUUUCGGUAUCCAGUACUUCUCCGAGAAGCUUCCCAAGCGCCCCAAGUUCGAACAAAAUUGGGUAUGGAAAGAGCACAUGGCGUCUACUACGAGGGAUGAAAGCUAUGCGGAUUUUGUCAACUAUCCAGAAACCCGUCCCAGCGUCAUACAAGCCUUCCUAUGGAGAGUGAUCGUUCACGAGGUCUUUUCCAAGUUCAGAUGGGCUGGACCAGCGUCAUCCCCGAUCACGAACCUUUUCAGAGAAUUGGAAUCGUGCCUUCAUGGAGGAGGAUCAUCUCCUGCUGAUGCCGAGGCCACGAAGAAAUUGCACACCUGGAGGGCCACUACUGUCAGUCUUUUGUUGGAUUCCAUGGGCCAGCUGAAGCGGCGUCAAGCCGAUAACGAGCUCCAGAGGUGGCAGGUCGAGCUUCACAAUGACAUGCACAGAAACCUCCGUCUUCUAAAGCCAAAGGAUCAGAAAGGUUGUAAACAGGACUUCCUCGACAUCAUUGACGGGGCAGUCAAGAUCGAUGAGGAGAUCAGCAGGCAGGUUUCCCGGGUGGAAUGGACAUUCGGUUUUGGGAACGGUAUGCAGACUCUCGAUCUUGCAACCAUGGAGCUCAGAAAAGGGGAACCAUUCAUUCCAAACUCGGAAGUGACGUUAGUGAUCUCUCCGGGGGUGAUCAAGCAAGGCAAGUCGACUGGCGAGGGCUUUGAAUCAAGCGUAUGUUUGUUGAAGAUGGAGGUCUCAUGUGAGAAAUCUGUAUCUCGCCUGUAAUCUCACGGUAUAUUUAGACAGACGGCAUUCACCUGGCUUUUUGUCGUUUCGGCUUUCCUCGAGAGCGGGUAGUGGAGGAGUCGUUGACGUCAUUGAUGCUAUUCAAUCCGCGUGUAAAGGGAGAACGUGGAAAUUCGGAAUCACCUAGCGCGCUGUCUCCCGACACCUGUACGGAAUAUCUCAUGCGAUAGAAAGGGAUAAAAAGCA
This is a messenger RNA of Alternaria rosae, 2048 nucleotides long. RefSeq lists its product as uncharacterized. Bases 207 to 1841 code for a protein of 544 amino acids. The transcript has a single exon. Lineage: Eukaryota; Fungi; Ascomycota; Dothideomycetes; Pleosporales; Pleosporaceae. The record is from RefSeq and is a predicted model, not a curated record.